GCUGUCCGGUUGUUUUCUGCUUAUUUAUUUACAUUAAGUUGUGAAAACCUUUUUCUGCCUCUUUCUUUCCUUGAACUGUGAGUUUGAACUUUGUUACAGACACUUUCAGAGAACGUGGCCAUACAAGAGGAGCACAUGUUUUCACCAGCCUGAAAACAACAUGAGAUUUUUGUAUUUUCUGUGUUUGCUGUCAUUGCCAACAGCUGUUGUUACAGAUUCCCACUCCCUGUGGUUCCUUGUAACUUACAUCGAAGGAGAGACUCCAUUUCCUGCAUUUAGUGUUGUAUACAUGUUAGAUGACAUCACAGUCGGAUACUACAAUUCAGAGGCAAAAAUCUGCGUUCCCAGAGGAAACACCACAAAUGAAGACGAGGAGGUUGAUCUCAUAAGUUAUUACCUAAAUGAAUAUUACCCUCCAAUUGUGAAAAGAUUUAUUGGACUUUUUAAGAACAAAACAAAAGGUCCUGUAGUUCACCAGUUGCUGACUGUUUGUGAAUUGCCAGACAAAGACGAUGUUGGACAAAUGAUCACUAAGAUUGCUUUUGAAGGCUCCACAACUGAUGAAAUGCAUUUUAUUGAUGACACAUUGACAUUUCAAGGCAUGGAAAAAGUGACGAAGCUACAUCUAGAGAUGUUCAGAUGGUUCCAUGCCAUGGCAUACAAACGCGGCAAACUGAUUCUCGAGAAGUAUCUGAAAAAGAGAGCAACUCAAGGGAAGAGGAGAGUGAAACCAAGAGUCAGACUCAUCCAGAAAGCCUCAGAUUCUGGAGGCGUUCGAGUGAGUUGUUUGGCGACAGGAUUUUACCCUCGUCACAUCAACCUGACCCUGUUGAGAGAUGGACAGCCUGUAUCUGAUCAUGAGCUCACUGGAGGAGAUCUGCUGCCCAAUGGAGACGGAACAUACCAGAUGAGGAAGAGUCAGGAGAUCAGAGCAGAGGAGAGACAAAAACACAAAUACACCUGCUCUGCAAAACACCUCAGUCUAGACAACAAACUCAUCGUCACAUUGGAUUUUGAUCACAGUGAACCAUACAAAUCAGUGAUUCCUUCAGUUCUGGCGGUUUUGGCUCUGAUGUUGGUGUUUGGAGCUGCAGCUGCUGUAUGGAAAAGACGACAUACAGAGGAUGAAGGAAUGUCACAACCAUUUGAUGUUAAAUAA
Molecule: messenger RNA, 1159 nt
Organism: Danio aesculapii
Lineage: Eukaryota; Metazoa; Chordata; Actinopteri; Cypriniformes; Danionidae
Product: major histocompatibility complex class I-related gene protein-like
Exons: 6
Coding region: 161-1159 (332 amino acids)
Biological process (GO): immune response
Cellular component (GO): external side of plasma membrane
Source: RefSeq, a predicted model, not a curated record